This is a messenger RNA of Capsaspora owczarzaki ATCC 30864, 594 nucleotides long. Its product is annotated as CS domain-containing protein. Gene Ontology annotation, biological process: chaperone-mediated protein complex assembly; protein folding. The record is from RefSeq and is a predicted model, not a curated record. The transcript has 3 exons. The coding region runs from base 1 to 594 and encodes 197 amino acids. Gene Ontology annotation, molecular function: protein-folding chaperone binding; Hsp90 protein binding. Lineage: Eukaryota; Filasterea; Ministeriida; Capsasporidae. Gene Ontology annotation, cellular component: nucleus; cytosol.
AUGACCACAUUGCUUCCGACCGUCCAGUGGGCCCAGCGCCGCGACAAGAUUCUGCUGCGCGUGUCGAUUGCCGACGCUACAAAGGACGCCGUCACGAUCGAGCCCACCAAGGUGUCGAUCGACACGGUUGCCGGCAGCCCGAGCAAGCACUACAAGGUCGCCAUCGAGCUCUAUGGCGAGAUUGACCCCGCACAAUCGCGCUUCCACGUCGGCGGCCACGAGAUUACCAUCUUCCUCAUCCGCAAGGAGGAGGGCCCUUACUGGCCCCGCCUGCUCAAGACGGCCGGCAAGGCUCACUACCUCAAGGUCGACUUUGACAAGUGGAAGGACGAGGACGAAGCCGACGAGAACGACGACAUGGGCAUGGGCGACAUGGGCGGCAUGGGCGGCAUGGGCGGUAUGGACAUGUCCAGCCUGAUGAGCGGCAUGGGCGGCAUGGGCGGCAUGGGCGGCAUGGACAUGUCGAGCCUGAUGAGCGGCAUGGGCGGCAUGGGCGGCAUGGGCGGUGGCAUGCCUGACUUUGGCGAUGACGAGGGAGACGACGAAGGCGAGGGCGACGAAGCACCCGCUGAUUCGGCCGAGCAAGUCGAAUAA